Molecule: messenger RNA, 885 nt
Organism: Naegleria lovaniensis
Lineage: Eukaryota; Heterolobosea; Eutetramitea; Acrasida; Naegleriidae
Exons: 2
Coding region: 1-885 (294 amino acids)
Source: RefSeq, a predicted model, not a curated record
AUGACCAUUCUGGUCUCUCUUUCAGACUGGAAAGCUAGCAGCGGUAAAGUUUAUGGUUCGGACGCCAUUUUCCUCAAUACCGAGCAAACAUACAUUCGAGAUACCAUCAUGAAAUCCUCUAUUGAUAUAUUCUCAUCAGCGUUGAAUAUUACCGGGGUUGGUAUUGAGAAGAACAUUGUUCGGAAUCUUGGUUCCAUUGAGCGAGUAUCAAUUUACGACUACUCCACCUCAGUGGUUGGAAAUCACAAAGCUCCCUCGAAAUUAGAGACGUUUCAAUUCACCAACAGCACAGCUUUAGCAAAAACAAUAGACUAUGCCAUUGGUGUUGGAAACUAUGCUUCUAUCGGAAUCGCUUUGCUUAUUUUACUAAUUGUACAAAUUUUGUUUUGGGUGAUAACAUCUUGUUAUGCAACAUGGUCCAUGUGUUGCUGUAAACCCAGUAAAAAAGAUAGGGAGCGCAGAAUGCAAGAUCACGCGAAAUGGGCCUUGGACCAUAAGAAGAAAAAACGAGUGACCACAUGCUGUCGAGUGUUUUUAUUAGUCUUAGUGAUUUUUAACAUUUUGGCUGUACUCAAGCUGUUUAAUCAAGGUUUAAUGAUGUACAAUGAGGUGGAGUCUCUUGCACAAGAUGUGUUGGGGUUUGCAGGAAAUAUACCAACUACCAUUGAUCUAAUUGAACAAAGCGUCAGUAGUUUAAAAACAAACAUUUUGAACAAGCUACCCAGCGAUGAAAAAAAGCAAUCAUGGUCCACCUGCCUUUCAGACAUGAUAUCUUUGAUUCCUGAUUUUUCCACAACAACACAAGAGGUGGACACACUCAACUCGUACAUUAAUUCACACCUCAAAACUCCUCUCACCCCUCUCAAGCUGUCCAUCUCGGGGUAA